Molecule: messenger RNA, 1774 nt
Organism: Pungitius pungitius (ninespine stickleback)
Lineage: Eukaryota; Metazoa; Chordata; Actinopteri; Perciformes; Gasterosteidae
Exons: 5
Coding region: 73-903 (276 amino acids)
Source: RefSeq, a predicted model, not a curated record
UGGGGGUGUGGUUCUGUCCUCUGCCGUCGCCCCGUGAGGGGAGCCCCUCCCUGAGUUCCUGCUCAGCCCCGAAUGGGAAAGUCCACAUCACUCCGACCUGAGAGACUCGCUGAGAGCAGCUGCCGGCCACACCGCUCGUCUUCUUCUUCGACCUCCACAUUUGUCUCCAUCCUUUCCCCUCCGCCCAAAAUGGCCGCCGCAUCCAAGUCCUCCCAGACGGUGAAGAACGUGGUGCUGGCCCUGCUGGCCCUGUGGUCCCUCGUCUCCCUGAUCGUCAUCGUGGUGUGGGCGACGUCCCCGGACCUGAAGAGCUCCGCCGCCUGCCGCGCCCAGCUGCAGGAGGUGACGGAGAAGAUGGAGGGGGCCAAGGUGGUGUGGAGCAAGAACAAGGUGGCCCUGGAGGAGCAGCUGGAGGAGGCCAGGGCGGAGCAGGCCCACCAGAGUGCGGAGAUCCUGCUGCUGCUGGGGCGCCUCAACGCCACCAACGCCACGCUGGAGGAGUGCCGGCAGGAGAACGUGGUCCUGAACGGGAACAUCAGCGUCCUGCACGAGAGGGUGGAGCAGCUACGUCAGGCGGAGGCCAACCUCACGGCUCGGAUCGGCCUGCAGGAAGAACACAUCGAGACCCUGCAGCAGAACCUGACGCAGGCGGGCCACCGGGCCGAGUCCCUCUACAGCCUGAAGGCCGCCGCUGAGAGCCACAUGCGGGCGGCUCAGAGUGAGACCAGCGCCUGCAAGUCCGGCAAGGAGUUCCUGCAGAAACAGCUUCUGAAGUGCAAAGACGUGGUACCUGAAGCUACGCCGAAGCCGCAGAUCAAGGAGCCGUCCUCCUCCACCUCGCCCCUCUCUGGUAUUCCUGCGCUGGCGCUGCUGACCUGCGGCGCUCUGCUCCUGAUGACCUGAGGUCAGCGAGGCGGCGACCUGUCGUAUGGCGGCGAGCACUGUAUAACAGGGCGGAGGCGGAGCCUGGACGGACCACAUGACUGCUGUACAAACAUCCCGUAUGCGUACAAACACACAAACAAAGAGAUCGCCACGGAGACGCUGGCACGACGAAUGAUUGGACAGAAACUUUGCUUUGACUUGAACAGCUGAGACGUUUAAAGGUUUUUUUAGAGGCGGCUGACCACUGAGUUUUUAAAAAGGUUUGUGUCUUCAUGAAGCUUCACGACUGCUUUUUCCCCAUCUGCUGCUGCUUUGUCCUCUUAAAUAUUCAUAUUUAAAAAUGAAUCCUCCCUCCGUUUUUAAAUUGGCUUCGAUGUAAAAUAACCUCCCUUCCUUCUAAGAUGUCUUGGAGGAGGAGUUUCAAAGUAACUCGGAAGCGUACUUGAGUCUGUUUACUGUUAAUUUCACCACUACAUGACGGUGCUUUCAGGGACAUCGGAGAGUUGAGAAUCAGCUGGAGAACAAAAAAGCUCUGUGAGAAACAGAAAUAACGAAUCAGUGGUAUUUUGUGUCACGAAUCUGGACUUUGUUCCCAGAAUGCAGCAUGUUUUUCUCCUCUUUACGCCCUUUUGCUAGAGAUGAAGCAUCUGCGUCAUGAAUCAAAGAGGAAGUUAGGCUUUCACAAUAAGAGCAGACAAGAUGACUCAAACCCAAAAGGUCCCUGUUUGUACCUGAAGGUUAAAUCUGACCCAAUGUAUUGAGUCUGAUCAAUAACACAGAGUCCUGAACAGCUGAUCCACAGUCAGUUUGACUGUGAAUCAGCUACUUGACUUUUAGAAGCUUUUCCUUUUUUGGGAGGGGGGGGGGGAUGUUGAAAAUAAUAAAGCUG